Molecule: messenger RNA, 1087 nt
Organism: Bursaphelenchus okinawaensis
Lineage: Eukaryota; Metazoa; Nematoda; Chromadorea; Rhabditida; Aphelenchoididae
Source: the annotation of a GenBank genome assembly
AUGAGUUCAUCGACGGAACCAGAUUUGCUGCAAAAGCGGCAAAAACAAAUUCAAGGGCACAUCAACUGUCUCAAAAGUAAGGAUUUUGCUUUAUUUUUGUACUUUAGUUAGUAUCGUUAAAGAAUUUGGAAAUGGUAUAUAAAUUUGUUUUUAGUAAUGUUAUGUUUGUGUUACCUAAAAUGGUGGUUUUAGUGGAAAAUGGCGAAUAUUUUUUUUCCUUUUUUUUGAUAUAAAUGACCUUUUUUUUGAUAUAAUGUGACUUAUGUUGAUGUAAAGACGAUUUCUUGGUUUAUAUAGUAUAUUUUUUAGUUCAAGCAUCAAAAAUCGUUGAAAUGCCUUAUUAUCUACAGCUUUUCAACAAACCAACUCUCAGCGAUUUUAAAGUUAUAGUUGGAGACAAAACAUUCCAUGUAAGUUUUCUUGUUUUUGUCUUAGUUUUUAGGUAUAAAUUCUUAACGUAAUCUAAAACAAGCUCAAAAUUCGCUUUUCUAGCUUGAUUUAUUCGACUCACUAUCUAAUUUUAGGUAGCAAAGCUGAGAUUGGCGAUGAAAUCAGAGGUCUUCAAGAAUAUGUUUGAAUCUGGAAUGAAGGAAGUUCUUGAAAGUCAACUAGUUAUGAAUGAAGACGAAGAAGCUGUCGAGGCAAUGUUAUUGCACAUCUAUGCUGGCAAGAAGGUUGAGGAUGUAAAAUUAGCUGUAAAGGUCAUUCAGCUUGCCCAUAGAUAUGAAAUUGAACUUCUAAAGGUUGGUUUAGUAUAGAAUAAUAUAUUUUCUGACUCUGAUAUUGAUCUCACCUUUUCAAAUAACGUUUUUUAGGUGUUUAUGCAAAAUAGCGGGUAUUAGGUCAAAUUAGGUAAUAAAGCUAACAUUAUUCUUUUCAGAUUCAAUGCGAGCUGGUAAUCGUACAAAACCUGAAGUUUGAUGUUGAUGAACUUUAUGAGUGUAUGCUAUUGGCCAAGAAUUUGGAUUUACCUUACAUAGGCUUAAAAUGUCAUGAGAUGUGCUCUACUUCAACUUUUUGGGCUAUGACAACAAGCUGGCCGAGAACCCAGAAGAACCUGAGUUUUUGUGUAAGAUGGUUGAAAUGA